Messenger RNA from Ruditapes philippinarum (Manila clam), 1198 nucleotides. RefSeq lists its product as uncharacterized. The transcript has 6 exons. Lineage: Eukaryota; Metazoa; Mollusca; Bivalvia; Venerida; Veneridae. Bases 124 to 1173 code for a protein of 349 amino acids. The record is from RefSeq and is a predicted model, not a curated record.
AAGGUCAUCCUAUAACAAGAAAUCAACCAACUGGCUUAAAAUAGAUGACACGUGUCAACUGAUAACAAAAUGUUGAAAACCGAGACCACAAUUUGUAUGACGUCGUAGGAACUUUGUGAUAAAAUGUUGACAAGAUCUUUGUUAUUUCUUUUUGCCAGCGUUACCUUGGUGACGUCACAACAAUGUAACGACAUUGACACAGGAGCUUGUAAACUCCUACUGGUCCAGAGACCAGACUUAUGCUCCGAUCCAGUCCUAGCCAAAUCUACGUGCCCUAGAUUUUGCAAAUUGUGCCCCGUUGAAUGUUACCACUGCAAUGCUACUGUGUUAGAUUAUCACCUCUGCAACACUACAAAACUAUGUGCAGAAAACGAGGUAUGUAUGAAAAAGGAGUUGAAAUCGUUUGUUGACGGACAUCAUGAGUAUGAAAUGACGUGUGCUGCAAAACAGAUAUGUGAUGGUGGAGGUGACUUGGUCAUUCCAUUUGGAAAACGUGAUAUUGAAUCACGAGAUAUAUCGGUCACAUGUUGUGCGGAUGACCUUUGUAAUUAUCCAAAAAUCACUGCAACAACUUCAAAACCAUCAUCAACUUCAACCGGUUGUGACAAAGACAUUGUUUUCCUUGUUGAUGAAACAUCCGCUGUUGUAAGUACGCAACAGCAAGCCGUCAUUCAAACUAUUAUUGAUGUCGUGAAGAAGUUGGACAUUGGGGUGCAAAAUAAUCUAGUUGGUCUCUAUGGUUAUGGCGACAAUCUCGAUCCAAAAUUCGAUCUUCAACAGAACACUGACAAACUAAGUCUACUGACGGCACUUCAGUUUCAACAGUUUCGUACCAAAGACCGUACCUCUGAUAUACAUGACGCUAUCCAUGGUCUAACCCAUCACGCAUUACAACCAGGUUCCGGAGAUAGAUCCAACUACCCUGAUGCAGUUGUCCUUAUCUCGGAUUCAGCUAUUUCCGGCCACGUUCAUGGUAUGCUUAGAGAUCGCUCUGACCUCCAGAAAGCUAGUCACGAUGUGAUCAUUGUAAGUGUUGGUACCCGGUUUCAAUCUCUAAAUGGACACAACCUGGAGACAUUUGCAACUGAUCAAAAUCACAUCAUUCACGUUAAUGAUAUGUACACCUCUACAAACCUCGUAGACUCGAUUGUUGCAUUGUUGAAAAUAUGUUAAAAAAAACAUUAAAGAAUAAAAUGUA